This is a messenger RNA of Drosophila guanche, 1495 nucleotides long. It is a transcript of the gene Rcd-1, whose product is annotated as CCR4-NOT transcription complex subunit 9. Gene Ontology annotation, cellular component: CCR4-NOT core complex; CCR4-NOT complex; P-body. The transcript has 6 exons. The record is from RefSeq and is a predicted model, not a curated record. The coding region runs from base 350 to 1240 and encodes 296 amino acids. NCBI's taxonomy places the organism in Eukaryota, Metazoa, Arthropoda, Insecta, Diptera, Drosophilidae. Gene Ontology annotation, biological process: mRNA catabolic process; negative regulation of translation.
UGCUCAGUUUUUGUAGAGCAUUUUUUUCGACAGCGCCCGCGCGAUCAACGUCAUUUGCAACUUAGUAAAGUACAAAUGCGAAAGAACGGUGUCGUAUUUCGGCAUAGUUGUUAUCGUGUGUUGCCUUAAUUUGUUGCUGGUGCGCAAUAUAUCUGCAAGAAAAACCCUUACACAAUUCCGCAAAAACACGCAACCACACAUACAUAAUUAUAUACAUGUAUAUUAGCAUAUGUAUUUACUGGUGUUUGACACAGUCCAACAAAAGCCGUUGCUAAUUUUUGUUAAUAGUACUGUUAUUGCGGUUGUCAUUAAAUCUCUUUCUAAAAUCUAGAGCAGCAGACACUUUAAAAUGAGUGCCCAGCCGAGUCCCUGCAUGAAUCCUCAGCAGCAGCAAAGCGAGCAGGAGAAGGUGUACCAAUGGAUCAACGAAUUGGCGCACCCGGACACGCGCGAGACCGCUCUGUUGGAGCUAAGCAAAAAGCGUGAAACCGACUUGGCUCCCAUGCUGUGGAACAGCUUUGGAACGGCAUGUGCUCUGCUUCAGGAAAUUGUUAACAUAUAUCCGUCUAUAACUCCGCCCACUUUGACGGCACAUCAGUCGAACCGUGUGUGCAAUGCCUUGGCCCUACUCCAGUGCGUCGCCUCCCAUCCGGAGACCCGCACAGCCUUUCUGCAGGCGCAGAUUCCACUCUACUUGUAUCCAUUUCUGUCGACUACUUCGAAGACCAGACCCUUUGAAUAUUUGCGUCUGACCAGCUUGGGCGUGAUUGGGGCCUUGGUUAAGACCGACGAGCAGGAAGUAAUCACGUUCUUGCUCACCACGGAAAUUGUUCCUCUUUGCUUGAGCAUUAUGGACAGCGGCUCAGAGCUGAGCAAGACUGUGGCCACCUUCAUCAUCCAGAAGAUACUGCUUGAUGAGUCGGGCCUGUCGUACAUAUGUCAAACCUACGAACGCUUCUCGCAUGUGGCCAUCACUCUGGGUAAAAUGGUGAUCCAGUUAUCGAAGGAGCCAUGUGCCCGUCUGCUGAAGCACGUAGUGCGUUGCUAUCUACGUCUCUCUGACAAUACACGCGCUCGCAAAGCCCUUGGACAGUGCUUGCCGGAUCAGCUUCGCGAUGGCACUUUCGCUCUGUGUUUGCAAGAUGAUAAAUCCACGAAACAGUGGCUUCAAAUGCUCCUGAAGAACCUGGAACUGGGAAACACCCCACAGCAGAUCGGCAUGUCGCCAUUGGGCUCGUAGAUCACAAGCCAAAUCUCAUUUGUCUUAAGUAUUUCAUUUGCAUCUUACAGGACUUCCGCGCCCGCACCCGCAAUACGCGCCAUACAAAUCGCUUCUUAUUAAUUAAAUCCAUAAAUUAGUUAUUACCGGACAGAACGUCUUGGUAAUAAGUUUCCACGAGAUUGCCUGUGCUUAUCCUUAUCCAGAUCAAAUUUGCAGUUUCUUAUUCUACUAGAAUCUAAUUUAUAAUGUAAAUAAAUAACACAUACCGUAAAA